Ostreobium quekettii is the source of this 413-nucleotide messenger RNA. The record is from the annotation of a GenBank genome assembly. Lineage: Eukaryota; Viridiplantae; Chlorophyta; Ulvophyceae; Bryopsidales; Ostreobiaceae.
AUGCAGAUCUUCGUGAAGACGCUCACGGGUAAGACCAUCACGCUGGAGGUGGAGCCCUCCGACACCAUCGAGAACGUGAAGGCCAAGCUUCAGGACAAGGAGGGCAUCCCGCCGGACCAGCAGCGCCUGAUCUUCGCCGGCAAGCAGCUGGAGGACGGCCGCACGCUGGCGGACUACAACAUCCAAAAGGAGUCCACCCUCCACCUGGUACUGCGCCUGCGGGGUGGCAAGCCCGUGCGGGUCACAAUGAUGGCCAACCACCUGCCCUGCGGCCCUGAGGUGUUUGUGGACAUCGAAGUGGACACGAGUGUGAAACAGCUGAAGAGGAAAUUGGAGCCACUGACUGGCGUGGCAUCCAAAAAACAGAAGGUCAUGCUGGCAGGCAUUGGACAGGUGGCCAUGGGGGACAAGAG